Molecule: messenger RNA, 1857 nt
Organism: Eucalyptus grandis
Lineage: Eukaryota; Viridiplantae; Streptophyta; Magnoliopsida; Myrtales; Myrtaceae
Product: probable xyloglucan 6-xylosyltransferase 5
Exons: 1
Coding region: 267-1616 (449 amino acids)
Biological process (GO): xyloglucan biosynthetic process
Cellular component (GO): trans-Golgi network; membrane; endosome
Molecular function (GO): hexosyltransferase activity
Source: RefSeq, a predicted model, not a curated record
GUUGCUGUCCAGCUUCCACUCACCUGCCUCUCUCUCUCUCUCUCUCUCUCUCUCACAUGGUGCUUCUUCUUCUUCUUCCUUCGGUCUACGUGAGCUCCACUACUCCUCCCCACGUCUAGGGUUUAUACACCCACCUUCCCUCCCAAAACGUCGACUUUCGAGCAGGGCAGGUCGAGAUCUCCCCGGAAUCCUCCAAAUGCCCGGCCGGCGAGCGCUUCCAUGACCUUGCGCCGCCGGAUUCUUUGAUUUUCUUGCCAAAUCAAGAAAUGGGUCAGGACGGGUUCACCCCCCAGAAGCGGACCUCCUCCUCCCUGCCGACCACCGCCGCCAACGGCCGGCACGCGUCCCGCAUCAUCCCCCGGGGGCGGCAGAUCCAGAAGACGUUCAACAACAUCAAGAUCACGCUCCUCUGCGGCUUCGUCACGAUCCUCGUCCUCCGCGGCACGAUCGGCGUGGGCAACCUCGGGAGCUCCGACGCCGACGCCGUCAACCAGAACCUGAUCGAGGAGACCAACCGGAUCCUCGCCGAGAUCCGGUCCGACUCCGACCCCAUCGACCCGGACGACCCGCCCGAGGCCGAGAUCAAUCUCAACGUCACCUACGCGCUGGGCCCAAAGAUCUCGACUUGGGAUACCGACCGCAAGAAUUGGCUCGAGAGCAAUCCCGAGUUCCCCAGCCACGUCAAUGGUAAGCCUAGGAUCUUGCUCCUAACUGGGUCGCAGCCGAACCCUUGCGAUAACGCGAUUGGGGACCACUAUUUGUUGAAGGCUGUUAAGAACAAGAUUGACUAUUGUAGGAUUCAUGGGAUUGAGAUUGUGUAUAAUAUGGCUCAUUUGGAUAAGGAGCUUGCUGGGUAUUGGGCCAAAUUGCCCAUGAUUAGGAGGUUGAUGUUGUCACACCCUGAGGUGGAGUGGAUUUGGUGGAUGGACAGUGAUGCUUUGUUCACUGAUAUGGUGUUUGAGAUCCCGCUUUCGAAGUAUGAUAAGCACAAUUUGGUUAUUCACGGGUACCCUGAUCUGUUGUUUGAUCAGAAGUCGUGGAUUGCUUUGAACACUGGAAGCUUUCUCUUUAGGAAUUGCCAGUGGUCAUUGGAUUUGCUUGAUGCUUGGGCACCGAUGGGCCCGAAGGGGCCAAUCCGUGAUGAGGCUGGGAAGAUUUUGACUGCUAAUCUGAAAGGAAGGCCGGCUUUCGAGGCGGAUGAUCAGUCUGCUUUGAUAUACUUGCUGAUCUCUCAGAAGGAUAAGUGGAUGGAUAAGGUGUUUGUUGAGAAUUCUUAUUAUUUGCACGGUUAUUGGUUGGGAUUGGUGGAACGGUAUGAAGAGAUGAUUGAAAAGUAUCAUCCUGGUUUGGGAGACGAGAGGUGGCCAUUUGUGACUCAUUUCGUGGGUUGUAAGCCUUGUGGGAGUUAUGGGGAUUACCCAGUUGAGAAGUGCCUAGGAAGCAUGGAGAGGGCAUUCAAUUUUGCAGACAAUCAAGUGCUCAAACUGUAUGGGUUCAGACAUCGGGGCCUGUUGAGUCCCAAGAUCAGGAGAAUACGAAAUGAAACUGUUACUCCUUUGGAGUUUGUAGACCAGUUUGAUAUUCGCCGACCGGUACAUGGAAAUAGCAGAUCAUAGAAGCCAGUGAGAAAAGGUUUGAAUGUGUUUAGUUAUGCAGAGUAAUGCCAAUCAUCUGUGAAGUUCACUUGAUUUGUUCUGUUGUUUCAGUAAUGUUACCGACAUUGCAAGGGUAGACAUUUUUUUAUUAAAAGAGUAACUCUUCUGUUGAACUUGUUUGGGCAUCUCUGAAGAAUAGUGAUUAUACCAUAUAAUUUCCUGUUAAUUUUAUAUGUUCUUUCAAAGACAUCAAAUUUGUCCA